Molecule: messenger RNA, 651 nt
Organism: Prorocentrum cordatum
Lineage: Eukaryota; Dinophyceae; Prorocentrales; Prorocentraceae
Source: the annotation of a GenBank genome assembly
AUGUUCUUCGCCGCGGCCGCCCCUGCCUGGGGCCUGAAGAGAGUGUCCGAAUCCAGCUCAGGCUCAGACGGGCCAGCUCGCAAGGUGCAGGUCCAAGAGUUGCUCGCCAAAGGAGAGGACGUCUACACAGUAAAGAAGCUGCGCGUCGUUCUCGCAAAGCUCAGUUUGACGAACGCGGCCGAAAUCAGGGAAAUCACAGGCAUGUCGUGGAAUACGGUGCUCGUCGACGCAAAGUCGCACAUCGCAGUCGAGAUGAUGGCCCAAGGCAAGUCCAACCACGAGGCCACCAAGACGGCAAAGGGAGACCCUGCCGCUCAAGGGCGCCUUGGGCCGCAGUACGUACACAUACUGGCAGGCUUCAUGUUGGGCUUGUCGAUGACCCAGAUAGAGCCCGAGCAGGGCCUGACGGAGUUCUGGACGAAGGGGGCGGCGGCGGAGGGCAAGACGCCAGUCGACCUGCUGGGCGAAGCAACGCACUGCAAGUGCAAAGCAGCCAAUGUCAAGGAUGGCAAACCAGGCCAGGCGAAAGUCACGACUGCGAUGGGCACGGAGUUCGUCACGGUGCAAGCCGCGAUCACGGCGGCGCCGGCGCAGAGCGGUGGCGACCUCCUCGAGGUGCUCGAGGGUACGUCGACGGGCAGCAAAAAGUAG